Molecule: messenger RNA, 2604 nt
Organism: Plasmodium cynomolgi strain B
Lineage: Eukaryota; Apicomplexa; Aconoidasida; Haemosporida; Plasmodiidae
Product: threonyl-tRNA synthetase
Exons: 1
Biological process (GO): threonyl-tRNA aminoacylation
Cellular component (GO): mitochondrion; cytoplasm
Molecular function (GO): ATP binding; threonine-tRNA ligase activity
Source: RefSeq, a predicted model, not a curated record
CCAAGUGCAAGGAGCGCCGGCAACGUUGCUCACUCGAAUGACGCACAGAGGAGGCGCUACAGUCGAAACGCUUAUUUGGUCAAGAAAAAAAACGCCCUGUACGUGAACCAACUGUGGAGCAGCGAACCCAGCUGGAAAAAGAAAAACUCCUACAAGGUAAGUAAAGUGGCUUUUAAAAGGAUGGCAUCGACCACCAGCGUUGAUAAAUUCCAGGGGGACCUUUUGGAGAAAUUAAAACAGAAUUUGGUCGUGGGGGAGAACCCAGCGUUUAUCCAGGAGAGGCUAGCUAAGUACAACGAGUUGAAGGAGAAGAAGCGAAUCGAAAGGGAGGAGGUACUCAAGAGUGACGCAAAAUUGACCAGAAGCAUAAAUGUGCAGUUGCUGGAUGGGUCUGUGAAGGUGGGACAGUGUAAUGUAACUACCCCGUUUCAUAUUGCCAGCUCCAUUUCGAAGAGGCUGGCGGAGGACUCCAUCGUGGCGCGCGUGACCUACGUGGAGAAGGUGGACCUGGAGCUCUGCGAUAUAGAGGAUGAGGAGCAAGAAGCGGAGGCGAAGGAUGCCACCGUGGGAGGAAGCGCCGCCGUGGGAGGCGAAACGCCCCUCCUGUGGGACAUGAACGUGCCUCUGCUCGGAAGCUGCAAAAUCGAGUUCCUCAACAUGGAGCACGAGGAAGCGAAGAAGACCUUCUGGCACUCCUCAGCACACAUGUUAGGUAGCAGCUUGGAAAAACUAUUUGGAGGAUACCUAACCAUUGGACCACCACUUAAAGAAGGGUUCUACUACGAUAUCUAUCUGCGAGAAUUCUCCAUAACGAAUGAACACUACAAAAAAAUUGAAGAAGAAUUCAACAAGCUGAUAAAAGAAAACGCAGAGUUCGAAAAACUGAUCUGUACAAAAGACGAAGUGAUGGAUCUCUUUAAAUAUAAUCCAUUUAAAUUAAAUUUGAUAAAAUCGAAAAUACCAGAAAAUAAAAAAACAUCAGUAUAUAGGUGUGGUAAUUUUAUAGACCUCUGUUUAGGGCCACAUAUAAAAAGUACAGGAAAAGCAAAAGCAUUUAAAGUGUUAAAAAAUUCAGCUGCUUACUGGUUAGGAAAUAAAAAUAAUGAUAGUUUACAAAGAGUUUAUGGAAUAACUUUCCAAAAAAAAAGUGAAUUAAAUGAUUAUUUAAAUUUUUUGGAAGAAGCAAAAAAAAGAGAUCAUCGUAAUGUUGGGAAAAAAUUACAUUUUUUUUUUGAUAAAGAUACAUCACCAGGAUCAUGUUUUUGGCUACCUCAUGGAGCAAAAAUAUACAAUAAAUUAAUUGACUUUGUUCGAAGAGAAUAUAGAAUAAGGAUGUAUGAAGAAGUGAUUACACCAAAUGUCUUUAGUUGUGAUUUGUGGAAAACUUCAGGACAUUAUCAAAACUACAAAGAGUGUAUGUUUAUUUUUAAUGUAGAGGAGAAGGAGUGGGGGAUGAAGCCUAUGAACUGUCCAGGACAUUGUAUCAUGUUUAAACAGUUAAAUGCAUCAUAUAGGUCGUUACCGAUAAGAUUAGCUGACUUUGGUGUUUUACACAGGAAUGAAAUUUCGGGUAGUUUGAGUGGACUUACUAGAGUACGGAGAUUUCAACAGGAUGACUCACAUAUUUUUUGUACUUUUGAACAAAUAAAGGAAGAAGUGUUAGGGACUCUCCGUUUUAUAUUUUUCAUCUAUGAUCUGUUUGGAUUUAAAUACGAGUUGUUUUUAUCCACGAGACCGAAGAAAUUUAUUGGGAAUAUCUCCACGUGGGACUUUGCAGAACAGGCUUUAAAGGACGCUCUCAAUUCAGCCAAUAUAUCGUGGAAACUGAACGAGGGGGAUGGAGCUUUUUAUGGUCCCAAAAUUGACAUUUUACUGAAGGACAGCAUCAACCGUACUCAUCAGUGUGGCACCAUCCAGCUGGAUUUCCAGCUCCCCUGUAGAUUCAACCUGCAGUAUAAGAAUAGGGACUUUGGGGCACUCAACGAGGGGGGUAAUGGGGAAAGCGGCGCGGUCAAGCGGGAGGAAGUGGCCGAAAAGGCCGAGGGCAAUCCGUCCCAGGAUCAGGGCGCAGCUGCAGACCUCGCCGCGGAUGCCUCGGAUGCCACGAAUGCCGCAGAUACCGCGAAUACCGCAGAGCAGCUGAAAAGGGGCUUCGACCGACCGGUUAUUAUCCACAGAGCUAUCCUCGGCUCCGUGGAAAGGUUCGUCGCCAUUCUGAUAGAACACACAGCUGGGAAGCUACCCUUCUGGAUCUCUCCCAGACAAGCCAUCGUCCUCCCCGUAAGUGACAAGUUCAAUGAUUACGCCAAUUACGUAUACCAAACGCUCAACCAGCACUUCUUCGAUGUGGAGAUAGACACUUCGCUGAACACGCUCAACAAGAAAAUACGGGAGGCGCAGCUGAACCAGUUUAACUUCAUUUUGGUCGUGGGGGAGAAGGAGCUAACGACCAACACCGUGACUGUGCGCAACAGGGAUGAUCAGAACAACCACGAGGUGUGCUCCCUGGAGGAGCUCAUCGCUCGUUUCCGGAAACUGCUCGAGGUCAACUCGAUGCCCUUAAACCAGGUGAAGCCCUUCAAGCAGGAGAAGCCCCCCCAGUGA